CAGAAUAUAGUCGGUGUACAAGUUUGUGUCGUUAACAUUGUGAACUACUUUUUUUUAUUUUAAAAAUAAAUCAUGGCUAAGUUCGCAAUCAUAACUCUAGCGUUAGUAGCAGCAAUGGCGAUAUCAGGCUCUGCCACACCCUACGGUGGAUACGGGGGUUACGGCGGCUACGGAGGAUACGGAGGAUAUGGACACCACGACCAUUACCAUCACGACCAUCAUGACCACCACGACUACCAUCACGGACACCACGAUUACGAACACAAGGAGAAACCUAAAACUACGGAAGCGCCUACGACAACAACAACCACUACAACUACGACCACCACUACCCCUCCUCCCCCUCCCCCUCCCCCGAUGGAGCAGCACAAUGACUUUGCCCAGAUCUUUGGCCAAGGUUUUGAACAGCAAACCAGUUUCAAUGCCCAGGCUUCAGCCAGUGGGGAACUAGGCUUCAGUCAAACACAAGGUGCCAAAGCUGCUGAAGAAACCCAAACUCAGAAGCCCUACAAAGAACACAAGGAACACGGACACUACGGCCACGGCUACGGACAUGGCUACCACGGAUACCAUGGUUACGGGCACUAUUAAGGCUAUUUAUUUUAUGUAAUGUAAGAAUUAAAUAUUUAUUAUUC
Molecule: messenger RNA, 635 nt
Organism: Spodoptera litura
Lineage: Eukaryota; Metazoa; Arthropoda; Insecta; Lepidoptera; Noctuidae
Source: RefSeq, a predicted model, not a curated record